AAGAAGAACAAACGAACGAACUAUUUUUAAAGCAUUUUUACAAGUGUAAAUUAAGCAUGUACGCGUCUAACGGCAUUUUGAACUCAACCCCCUUUAGCAAAUGCUUGCGACGCACAGUGUUUCAGCUGCACGUGGCCGCACGAAUAGUGUGAGAAAGCGCAAAGGACAAAGCACAGAGCGAAGAGCGCAGUGAAUUAAAUGAAGAAAAAAGGCGAAGGAGGAAAUAAGUAAAAUAAUUGCAGAAGAAAAAACAACAUUUGUCCGUCCAGCAUUAUUUUAUUUUGCUCCAAAUGAAAAGCAACAAAACAAAAGCAACAACAAAUGAACUAAAUAGCUAAAAGCUAAGCAGCGACUACAACAACAGCAAGCAGAGUGAGAAGCCGUUACUCAAAAUUGGGCAUAGGCAAACACACACACACACACACACACCUAUACACGCGUAAACGAACACACACACACAGACGCCCGCACGUACACAUAUGCGCAGCCUUUUGCCGCAGUCAUAAAAUAAUCAAGCAAAGUCAAAGAGGAAAGGGUAGAGCAGAAGAUAGAGGCGAGGAGCUGCUGCUGUCAAAGCAAAGCAGAGCAGCAAAACGACUGCAACGUCGAAUGCUGCUGACGAAACAUCUCCGCUGGGACGCAUAAAGCAAUUAGCAAAGGUUGACAGCACACACAUACACAUAGACAGCCAAGGCAAGUGUAAUAGUGUGCGUGUGUGUGUGAGCCUCUGUGUGGGCCGCUGGUCAGGAUUUGCAGAGUGUCCAAUGACGGCUAACAUGCGUGCUGUGUCGCAUCCCUGGAUUGUAUUUAGACUAAUUGCGCACAACAAUAACAACAACACCAAGAACAAUAUCAAGAGCAACAACAACAAAUAUUGCAGGCAAAAUGCUGCUGCUGCUCCACCUGCUCAGCGGUGGCUACUGCUGUGAUGAGAGCUGAAGAGGAAGCAAUGGAGAGGCAACGACAGCAACUGAAAAAGCAAAAGCAAAAACGUAACACGUACUCGACUCGCCCUGUGAUAUAACUGCACCGUAGUUGUAACCGUUUAAAUAGUAGCUCAUAGUUAUCGUUAAUCGAUAAAUAGCUUAAGCUAAGCAGCGCCCGGCUACACUUGGAUUGAAGCUGACUGCGCGUGCACUCAGUAAUUAAAAUAAAUCUAUACAAAUAAUUAGAAGUAAUUAAGUAAAUAUAUAUAUAGUAAAUAUAUAUAAUUAUACAUCACACACUUUGCCUGCCUGCCUGCCCCCCUCUCUCGCGCUCCAAUAACUUUUUGCUGCCUGCCUGCCCCGCCAGACCUUGCGCCAUUUGAGUGUAACUAGACCGGAUAUCGAUAGCGAUUAAUCGAUUGAAACAGCCACAGUAUGGGAGAUGAGCACGAGAAACGCACCACCAAGGAGAAGCUGCUCUUCUAUACGACGGCAUUUUUCAUACUCCUCGGCACGUUUAGCCUGUUCGCGUUUCUGUUUCUGGUUCCGUUCGUGAUUGAGCCGGCCUUCACGACGAUCUUCAUGCAGUUCGAGGAGGUGCCGGCGCUGUGUGAGACCUACGAUACGGAAAUCUAUUUUGGAGCCAAGAACUGCUCGUGGUCGUCGUGCCGUGAGGGCUGCACCAAGGACAUCUACACGUGCACACAGAUUCGCGUCAAUUAUCGCCUCAAUCUCUACAAUUUCACGGACGAGUUCAACUUCACGGAAUAUCACAUCAAUUUACGUGAAGCCGAACGUAUUCUGCCGCCUGUGAAGCGCACGGAUCGCUACGAGCGUGCGUUGAGGGACUACGAGUACGAUGGUCUGGUUGGGAAUAGCAUUGACAUGGAUGUGGACAGCACCGGUUCCAUGGCCACGAAUCAAUUCGAGCAGAUGAAGUUCGGGGAUGCCGAUGGCUCCAAUGGCUAUUUGAUAGAGGAUUCGGAAUCGGAUACAGAUGAUGCUGUGAACACAAUGAUCACUGGCGAGCGACGCCCCUUCGACGAGAUCUCUGAGCUGAACGAGGGACUCAUGGGCCUCAAUUCGACCUACUACUAUGUGGGUGCCCGGUUGUUUCCCAAUGUCAAGGGCUGUGGCUAUCCGCCCAUGCUGAACUGUACAAUUUGGCUAAAGCGCUAUAUGAGGAUCGGAAUUAAGUUUCCUUGCUAUUACUCGAAGGUGGAUCCCAGUUUGGUGAUCAGCGAUCUGGACUAUUGGCAGAAUACGCUAAACUUGGUCUACUCGAUGGCCAUACCCAUUCCAUCGUUCAUCAUUUCGGUCAUCUAUCUGACCUAUGCCUACUUUAAGAUCUACAAUGAGGAUGAGGAGACGGCGCCGCUCGACAAGAACGCCGAGGACAUGGACAUCGAUGAUAUCGAUGCUGUUGAUGAUAGCGAUGGAGCAGUUCUGGCUGACAAUGCAGCUGGCAGUCAGAUUGUUAACAUGGACUCCACGACCAAUGAUAGCUGCCUGGAGGGUGUCCUGCCCAAUGGUGGGCCCGGCAUGACCAGGUGCAUAUCCCAGGGUGGCUCGAUAACCACUCAAUCCGGCCACUACAUCGCCCAGUCUCCAGCGGGCUCACAAAUGACGCCCAACUCGGAGAUCAAUUCGUUCGGCCAUCAGCUGAAGGUGCAAAUGGCCGAUGAAUUGUCUAGAGAUUCGCUAGAAAAUGGCGUCCUCUCAACAUCUAACUCAGUGCAAGGAAACUUGAGCAAGACGAUGACGACGAGUAUCUCAACUCCCCCUGGGCCGACAGCGGCAGUCUGAAACGUCAGGCGCAUGGUCUGGAAAAUGUUAGAUUCCGAUUCGGAAAAUGAACCGCUGCUCGACUAGCGGUUCCAUGCAGCAAGCAAAAACAAA
Messenger RNA from Drosophila mojavensis, 2825 nucleotides. It is a transcript of the gene tipE, whose product is annotated as protein tipE. The transcript has 2 exons. Gene Ontology annotation, molecular function: sodium channel regulator activity. Lineage: Eukaryota; Metazoa; Arthropoda; Insecta; Diptera; Drosophilidae. The record is from RefSeq and is a predicted model, not a curated record. Gene Ontology annotation, biological process: regulation of sodium ion transport. Bases 1362 to 2732 code for a protein of 456 amino acids.